AAGGGUUGGGCCCUGGUCAGGGAGGAAGAAGACUAUGGUUUUGGGUUGAGACUCGGGCUCCACAAAGGGAGAAAAAGGAGAAAGGAAAGGAAGAGAAACAGGUGGACAGGUGGGGGGUUAUGCAAAAUGCAAACUCAGCAGCUGAAAGUGAAAAAGUGUGGUCGGACAUGUACCACGGCCCCUUCUCCACCAAAUCACUCGCUGAGCUCUUAACCUAAACGCUUCUCUCGCGUUCCUUCUCUCUCUCCCUCCCUCUCUCUCGCUAUCUCUCUCUCUGCGAAGACAUGGCAGCGACACAACAAGGCCCUGAUCGCCUGAUCCCAACAGGUUUUGAUAAUGUCACUGGUAAAUGGAAUGAAUAUUCUUCAUAUGUUAAUGCUGAAGGCUUGGAAAUUAGAUCUUCUGGCAUGUACAAUGAAAAUCCAUCUGUUGUAUUUGAUGGUAAUGGGUAUAAUCCUCAAAUGCCAUAUGGACCAUAUCCAGAGACAACACAGCUGGCUUCUGCAAGGGGAGAUGGGAAGUUACAUGCUGCACAGCAGUUCUCAAUCUCUGAUCCACUUUCCUACCAGCAACCCAUUGCUCCGAACAUUCCAUAUGUUACUUCAUCAACUCCUGUUUCACAAACAGAGCUACCUUCGGAAAUUGGUAAGCAAGGGGAUUGCAAAUCUUUUGGCUUGAAUCUGGGUUACCCACCUUCAUUGGGAUCAUUUGGUAGCAGAAGCAACUUUUCUGAAAAUUCUGAUGGGCUAAGUUUCAUGUCGGAUGGGUCUGAUGUGUUUGGAUUUGGUAGUCUCUGGUCAGAUUGCUCAAUCCCCUUGAAGGAGCGGUCUAAGUUGUCAUCACCAGCAGCAUCUCAGCAGCCAGUUGGUUCACUGAGUAUGUCCAGGACUGAUUUUGGAAUGGCUUCUCAACAACAUGGAUCGCUUUCCAGAUUUGGAUCUCAGUCAAGCUUGAACUGCAGGGGCUACAGUAGCAGUGGAAUAAACCAAAGCUCUAGUUUCAGAAAUACUUCCAUAUCCACUACUUCUGCCAUGAAUGGUUGGAACUGGCUUCCAUAUGAUAAAGCAAAAAGUGGAGGAAACAGUGACACUUCAUUUGGAUGUACUGGUACAAUUGAUACUUUAAUUGAGCAAAAUCGAGGGCCUAGGGCGUCAAAGCCAAAAAACCGAACACCUGCUAAUGAGUCUUUUGUUAAUAAUAGCAAGAAUGGAACAUGUACUGGAGUCCACCGCGAGUCUUACAACCAUCUGGAUUUUGUCACUGAGUACAAAGAUGCAAAAUUCUUCGUGAUCAAAUCUUAUAGUGAAGACAAUGUCCACAAGAGCAUUAAGUAUGGCGUGUGGGUUAGCACCCCAAAUGGCAACAAAAGAUUAGAUUCUGCCUUUCAUGAAGCCAAGGAGAAACAUGGAAACUGUCCAAUCUUUCUUUUGUUUUCGGUGAAUGCUAGUGCCCAGUUCUGUGGGGUGGCCGAGAUGGUGGGGCCUGUAGAUUAUGAUAAAAGUGUAGAUUAUUGGAAGCAGGAUAAGUGGACAGGCCAAUUCCCUGUUAAGUGGCAUAUUAUUAAAGAUGUACCCAACAGUCAAUUUCGUCACAUUAUACUUGAAAAUAAUGACAACAAACCAGUUACCAACAGCAGAGACACUCAAGAGGUGGAAUUGGAGCAGGGUAAUGAAAUGUUGAACAUAUUCAGGAAUUACGAAAGUGAUUCAUCCAUCCUAGAUGAUUUCGACUUCUAUGAAGACAGGCAGAAAGCCAUGCAGGAAAAGAAGACCCAACAUAAAGCAAGCCUGUUGGCUGCUCCAAUGGUUGUAGGCAGUCAGCAACAAAUUCGCCGGUCUCUCCCAACUCACCUCAUACAUAAAAUGUCAAAGACCUUUGCUCAAGCUGUGUUGUUGAAUGAGAAUGACAAGGAGCGGUCACCAGCAGGAAAGGCGUUGCCUGGUGCAGCUCGCUUGAGGGGAAGCAGAGUAGAACCCGAAAAAACAAGGGCAACAAUGGCAUGAACCAAUCAGAAUAGUUAAUAUGGUUUAUCUUACAGGCAAUCUUGGACUGGUAUCCCUAUAACAUACUCCAUUUCUUCUUUCAUACUUCAUUUUAUGUCUCAGAUUGUUUAAAUCAAAAGGUUUUGGAUUAUUUUGGAGGACUGAGGAAGUUGGGAUAUAUAAUUUCUUCUUCUUAGCCCUGUGCUCCUUGUAAUUUUGGAUUUUCUUUUUCCAUGCCUUGUACUCUGGGCCAUGUACAAAGUUCUCCAGCCUGGGAGGUAGAGGUUAGAAAAAAAAAAUGCAACAAUGCCAGCUUCAAGCAAUCAAGAAUGAUGGAAACAGUACAGAUCUUAGCAAUUUAAAAUUUUAAAUGGUUCAUUACCAUUUUUUUACGUUGCAUUCUUUCCACAAGGCCAACCCCAUCUUAGACCUGGCUUGGAAUCUUUGAAUGCAAUUUAGAGUUUGUUUAGAAUCAUUGUGAGAUGGUUAGACAUGCUUGUUAGUUUUUGAAGUGAUUCCUUUAGAGC
Messenger RNA from Vitis riparia (riverbank grape), 2509 nucleotides. Its product is annotated as YTH domain-containing protein ECT4-like. Gene Ontology annotation, biological process: mRNA destabilization. Gene Ontology annotation, molecular function: mRNA binding. The transcript is spliced from 6 exons. Gene Ontology annotation, cellular component: cytoplasm. Lineage: Eukaryota; Viridiplantae; Streptophyta; Magnoliopsida; Vitales; Vitaceae. The coding region runs from base 285 to 2003 and encodes 572 amino acids. The record is from RefSeq and is a predicted model, not a curated record.